CGGCCUCAAGUGCUGAAGCUCUCCCGCGGAGUAGGCGGGUGGGCUGGAGGCUCGAAGAGCGCACCGCCGGGAGGUGGUCGCGUUCCCGGACGCAGGCGAUGGAGAGGGCGCUGGCGCUGCCGCGGCUGCCCCCGCACGACCCGGGGACGCCGGCGCUGUCGGUGGUGGACAUGCACACGGGCGGCGAGCCCCUGCGCAUCGUGCUGGCUGGGUGUCCGGAAGUGGUCGGCCCCACGCUGCUGGCCAAGCGGCGCUACAUGCGCCAGCACCUUGACCACCUGCGACGAAGGCUCAUGUUCGAGCCUCGGGGGCACCGGGACAUGUACGGGGCUGUGUUGGUGCCUAGCGAGUUGCCGGACGCGCACCUGGGCGUCCUGUUCCUGCACAACGAGGGCUACAGCUCCAUGUGCGGCCAUGCAGUGCUGGCGCUGGGCCGCUUCGCCCUCGACUUCGGGCUGGUACCCGCACCCCCGGCCGGCGCCCGCGAGGCCCGCGUCAACAUCCACUGCCCGUGCGGGCUGGUGGCGGCCUUCGUGGAAUGCGAGGGCGGCCGCAGUCGCGGCCCGGUGCGCUUCCACAGCGUGCCAGCUUUCGCGCUGGCCACAGAUCUCUUAGUGGAUGUUCCUGGUCAUGGAAAGAUGGUGGUAGACAUUGCAUAUGGUGGAGCAUUUUAUGCAUUUGUUAGUGCUGAAAAGUUAGGACUUGACGUUUGUUCUGCAAAGACAAGGGACCUUGUGGAUGCAGCGAGUGCAGUGACAGAAGCAGUCAAAGCUCAGUUUAAAAUUAAUCAUCCUGAGAGUGAAGAUCUUUCCUUUCUGUACGGAACUAUAUUAACAGAUGGAAAAGACACUUACAGCGAGGAGCCAACCGCCAACAUCUGCGUGUUUGCAGAUGAACAGGUGGACAGAAGUCCUACUGGCUCAGGAGUGACGGCCCGAAUUGCCUUACAGUACCACAAAGGGCUUCUAGAACUGAACCAGACCAGGGCCUUUAAAAGCAGUGCAACUGGCUCAGUAUUCAUGGGGAAGGCUGUGAGGGAAGCAAAAUGUGGGGAUUUUAAAGCUGUUAUAGUGGAAGUGUCUGGACAAGCCCAUUACACAGGUACAGCAAGUUUUAUAGUGGAAGAUGACGACCCACUGAAGGAUGGAUUCCUUCUCAUGUGACUUCAGUACUUUUCAGGGCUUUCUCUGAAUUAUGUGGAAAACGAUAUCUAAAUUGUACAACUUCUUUUCCUUCUAAAGCAGUAUGCUGUAACUAAAUAUAAUCAUUAUACCUCAUAUUUACACAUGUAAUUGGUAUAAAUGUCAACCAUGUAUAACUUACAAAAUGCUGAAAAUUCAGAAUAUUUUUCUAGUUAUUAACAUAUCAUGUAAAAUUAAUAUCUUAGUCCUGUUACUUUUAAAAUGUUACUCUAGGGUGCCUGGGUGGCUCAGUUGGUUGGGCGACUGCC
Leptonychotes weddellii (Weddell seal) is the source of this 1450-nucleotide messenger RNA. It is a transcript of the gene L3HYPDH, whose product is annotated as trans-L-3-hydroxyproline dehydratase. NCBI's taxonomy places the organism in Eukaryota, Metazoa, Chordata, Mammalia, Carnivora, Phocidae. Gene Ontology annotation, molecular function: hydro-lyase activity. The record is from RefSeq and is a predicted model, not a curated record.